Molecule: messenger RNA, 3097 nt
Organism: Melitaea cinxia (Glanville fritillary)
Lineage: Eukaryota; Metazoa; Arthropoda; Insecta; Lepidoptera; Nymphalidae
Gene: Ns2
Product: nucleolar GTP-binding protein 2
Exons: 4
Coding region: 130-3003 (957 amino acids)
Cellular component (GO): nucleolus
Molecular function (GO): GTP binding
Source: RefSeq, a predicted model, not a curated record
CUAUCUGUCAAAUCAUAGCUUCUCAGAAGUAGUCUCCUACAUAACCUAAAAUAAUUGUAUGAGGGUCGUUUUCCGCGUGUUACUUUAAAAUUUAUUUCAAGAGUUGUGAAAUUAUUAAGUGUAUUUACAAUGGGGAAAGUAAGAUCAGCCCCCGGGGCUCCCCGGAAAGAAGGGUUCAACAAAUCUGGACACUCGAUGAAUCCCGAGAGGCCAAUAGAAGGUUUAAAAGGUGUUGGUAAACCUAGAACAAAAGGAACUAUCAAAAGACUGCAGAUGUACCGUAACUUUAAGGCUAAAAGAGAUAAAACAGGUAAAAUACUUACACCUGCUCCAUUUCAAGGCUGGCUCCCAUCAGGCACUCGCGCAAGGGUUGAACCAAAUCAAAAGUGGUUCGGUAAUUCGAGGGUCAUUUCACAAAACGCCUUACAAAAAUUUCAAGAUGAAUUUGGAGCAGCCAUCAAGAAUCCUUACCAGGUUGUAAUGAAGCCAACAAAUUUACCUAUUACUUUAUUAAAUGAAAAAGCUAAGCAUGCUCGUGUACAUCUGUUAGAUACAGAAGGGUUUGACAAAACAUUCGGCCCAAAGAAACAAAGAAAAAGAGUAAAUUUAAAAUUUAGCGAUCUUGAAACUUUAUCAAAAGUAGUUGAAGAAAAAACAGAAAAAUAUGAUGAAAACAAGGAUGUGGAUAGAGUACGUGAGGACAGUGGGAUUAAGGAAGGUCAAAGGGAGUGGAUAUUUGGAGCUGGAAUGAGUAAAAGAAUAUGGAAUGAGCUUUACAAAGUCAUUGAUUCUUCUGAUGUUUUAUUGCAAAUUCUCGACGCAAGAGAUCCUAUGGGUACGAGAAGUCCAUAUGUUGAAAAAUUCCUUAGAGAAGAAAAACCACAUAAACAUUUAAUAUUUAUCUUAAACAAAGUUGAUUUGGUUCCUAACUGGGUUACACAGAGAUGGGUUGCUAUAUUAAGUUCAGAAUAUCCCACUAUCGCAUUUCAUGCCUCUAUGAAUCACCCAUUUGGUAAAGGAUCUCUUAUCAAUUUGUUGCGACAGUUUGCCAAAUUACACAUAGACAAAAAACAAAUUAGUGUAGGUCUAAUUGGUUAUCCUAAUGUUGGUAAAUCUUCUGUAAUUAAUACAUUAAGAUCUAAAAAAGUCUGUAAAGUUGCUCCAAUCGCUGGCGAAACUAAAGUAUGGCAGUAUAUUACACUGAUGAGAAGAAUAUUUUUAAUUGAUUGUCCUGGAAUUGUGUAUCCUUCGGCUGAAACUGACACUGAAAAGGUUUUAAAAGGUGUUGUUAGAGUUGAACUGGUACAGAACCCUGAGGACUAUAUAGAAGAAGUUAUUAAAAGGGUUAGAAAGGAGUAUUUGAUAAAAACGUAUAAAGUCGAUGGGUGGACUUCAGCAACUGAGUUCUUAGAGAAAUUAGCAGCUCGUACUGGUAAAUUACUUAAAAAAGGAGAGCCCGAUAUCUCUCAAGUUGCUAAAAUGGUUCUUAAUGAUUGGCAGCGAGGUAAACUUCCAUUUUAUGUAGCACCUGAAGGUUUUGAAGUGCCUUUAGUGAAACAACCAGCUGUAGAAAGUAAGGAAACAGUAGCCAGUAAUGUUGAAGAAAAGAAGGAAGAAACUGAACAAGGAUCGAUAGUAACAAAAUCAGAUGAUGACAUAGAAAAGCCGGCUUUAACUGUAAAUAAAUUGGUAAUUGCUCAAGAUUUUGCAAAAAUACGAGUCUGUUUACAGUUUGACAAUGAAGAAGAUGUAAAGCCCCUUGAAGAGGUUGUUAUUCCAGAAGAGUUACAAGGUAUUGAUGAUCAAAAUGAUGAUAGUAAAACACAGAAUGGAGAUGAUGAUGAAAAUGAAGACAAAAGCAAAGAUGAAAAUGAAGACACAAAAAAUAAGGAUGAAAAUGAAGACAAACAUAAAGAUGAAAAUAAUGAUGAAGAUAAUGAGAGUGAUUCAGAUAUAAGUAACUUUUACAGUGGUGAUGAAAAUGUAUGUAGUGAUGUUGAAGAUUAUUUGACAAAUGAUGCAGAAACCAUUAAAGAAAAUAAGAAAAGAAAAAGGCUGGAAGUAGCAAGUGGUACAUUUACUGUGGAAGAAGUAAAAGAAAAGAAACAUAAAGGAGCUGUAAUACACAAAGCUAAACUAACUGCAAAACAAAGGAGAGCUUUAGAAAGAGCUCAAAAGCGUACGAAAACUGGAAGUAACUUCUACGAGGUGUCUAAUAUGUCAUCUGAAAGUGAAAGUGAUGAAGAUUAUGUACCAGGAGAGCCGGAGAAACUGUCAGAGGAGGAGUCGGCCGACGAAGAGACUGACUUACAGUUUGAAAAAGAAUUAGAACAUACAACUAACAAACGAAUAGCUACACAAUCUGGUAAAGGUAAAAAGAAACGAAAAACAAAGGAUGGUGUCAAAGAUGUUAUUAACGACACAAAAGAAGAACCUAAUGAAAAUCUAGUUCAAUCAAACCCCGAAGAAGAAAAGAAACGAGAAGAGGAUUUGUGGGCAAAGUUUCUAGAGGGGACAGAUACCAAACCUAAACCUGUUACAAAAGAACCAAUCACACAACCUCUUGACAAAGUUAAUGAAAUUAAAAAAAAGGACGAUGGUGAAAAUAUUAAACAAAAAUUUGAUGACAAAGAUACAGAAAAAAGAAUAUUUGAAUUUGCUGGAGAAACUAUUGUUGUUGAAAAUAAUACAAUUAAAGAAAAAAUUAAGACACCUGAAACAGCUGACACAGCAAAGAAAUUAGAAGGACCUUCACGAGGUCGUGGCGGAGGACUAUCUAACUUAUUGGGUCAGUUAAAUAAAAAGAACAAACUAUCGACGCUCGAGAAAUCUAAAUUAGAUUGGAAUACAUAUAAAAAAGAAGAAGGUAUUGAAGAAGAAAUUUUAAGCCACAAUAAAGGAAAAGCCGGGUAUUUGGAUCGACGAGAUUUUCUUGAAAGAACAGAUGUACGUCAAUACGAGAUUGAGCGGGAUUUGCGGAUGAGUAGACGAAGCAACCGAUAAUUAAAACAACGUGCGCUAUUAUAGUCUCAUUGUCUUGUAAGAUCUAAUUGUAGUACUCAAUAUCAUCAUAAUAAAACAUCCCACUGAAAUAAAA